AUAUAUAUACAUGAGUUUGGUGAUAGCACACAUUUGUUGAUUCAGCCUUCAAAUCUUUAUCCACUUCUCUCUUUAUCAAGAUUUCUCAUUACCAUUCCAUAGUCAUUUUGUAAACUGCAUAACAACGAUUUAGAGACCUGGUUUUCGAAAGGAAUAAAGUGCAUGUACAAAGCUUUCAAUAACAAAAUGAAGUGUUUUCAUUACUUCAAAGACAAAACCAAAGGCAGAGGUCAAAGAUCAGAACCAAUACUAAGAGCAGAAAGUAAUUUGAGCACAUCAGAGGAUGUAUCAUCAUCUAAGGACAGAGUUACUAUGUCCUCAGGAUCAGCAAAUUCUAAGGAUAGAGUUACUAAGUCCUCGGGAUCAGCAAAUUCGCCACGUGGAAUUAUAGAAUUAUACGAAGAAAAUGCUGGAAGAUUGAGGGUUUUUACGUAUGCUGAACUCAGACAAGCGACUAAUGAUUUCACGAGAUUAAGGAAGAUUGGAGAAGGUGGAUUUGGAUGUGUUUAUAAAGGCUCAAUUAAGCCUGUUGAUGGCAGAGGCGAUCCCAUUGUAGUUGCUAUUAAGAAACUCAACAGAGAUGGUUUUCAGGGUCACAAACAAUGGGUAGCUGAAGUACAAUUUCUCGGUGUAGUUGACCACCCAAAUUUGGUCAAACUAAUCGGAUACUGCUCAAUGGAUGGUGAACGAGGGAUCCAACGGUUGUUGGUUUACGAGUUCAUGCCAAAUAAAAGUCUGGAAGAUCACCUCUUUAGGAAUUCUCAUGAAGCUCUUCCUUGGCAAAGAAGACUACAAAUUAUGCUUGGAGCAGCACAAGGACUUGCUUAUCUGCAUGAAGAAUUAGAAGCUCAGGUCAUAUUUCGAGAUUUUAAGACAUCAAACAUUCUAUUGGAUGAAGAUUUUAACCCAAAGCUCUCAGAUUUUGGGCUUGCUAGAGAGGGGCCAACAGAGGGUAAUACGCAUGUCUCAACCGCGGUUAUGGGUACGCACGGUUAUGCAGCUCCAGACUACAUUGAGACGGGCCAUCUUACAGCCAAAAGUGAUGUGUGGAGUUUUGGUAUCGUCUUAUACGAGAUCCUAACAGGAAGAAAGUCGUUAGAAAGAAACCGCCCUAAAGAAGACCAGAAACUACUAGAUUGGGUAAGACGGUAUCCAAUCGACAGUAAAAAGUUUGGAAUUAUUAUAGACCCUAGACUCGAAGCCCGAUACUCACUCACUGCUGCAAGGAAGAUUGCAAAGCUAGCUGAUAGUUGUUUGCUAAAGAGUGCAAAAGACCGCCCUAAAAUGAGUCAAGUUGUGGAAUCUUUGAAGCAAAUAAUAGAAGUCUCGGCUGAAGGAAGCCCAUCAAACAAGAGUUUCAAGAUGGUUGACGAAGAGCCAGAAGAGUUGGCCAAAAAACCAAAGUCAAAGGAAGCUUCAGAGUCGUCGAAGAGAAGGUUGACUCAGUUGGCUAAGUUGAGUGAACAUGUAGGGGGAGUCAGCAAGAAAGGAUUUAUGAUAAUGCAUAGAGCUAAAGUGUCUUGAACACAUAAUGCAUUAUACUGGAAUAGAAUGUUGAGUGAACCCAAUGAUAGUAUGGGUGUAAGGGAUCAGAUAUUGACCCGAUUUUGUAUAAUUGGAUAUCUAAAUGCGUUGAGUUGAAAAAAAAUAUGAGAUGUAGAUUUUAAGAUUCAUGUACAUGAUUAAUUAGCAACUGGAAAUUUACUAGUUAA
This is a messenger RNA of Erigeron canadensis, 1712 nucleotides long. Its product is annotated as probable serine/threonine-protein kinase PBL19. The coding region runs from base 163 to 1524 and encodes 453 amino acids. Gene Ontology annotation, molecular function: ATP binding; protein kinase activity. NCBI's taxonomy places the organism in Eukaryota, Viridiplantae, Streptophyta, Magnoliopsida, Asterales, Asteraceae. The transcript has 5 exons. Gene Ontology annotation, biological process: protein phosphorylation. The record is from RefSeq and is a predicted model, not a curated record.